UUUAGCACCGGCGUAAUAAAAAGCCAAAACAUUAGCUUUAAAAAUAUUUGUAUUUGAUAAAUUUCAGAUAUUAAAAACGUGUCAACGUAGAGAGCUUAGCUUAUCAGAAAGUUGAUACAUUAUUUUUAUUUAUGAACGCCAAACUACGUGACAUUAUCUUGAACACAAAUGUGCCUCUGGUCCUCAAGGACUUUCCCGUGAACUGGGAAUGUUUCGACGGAUCGCUAAAAGAUUGGUGCACCCGCUUCGACAAGGAUGCCUCGGAUAUACCCACAUUUGAGAGCAUGGACAUCGCAGACUGUGAAACACCCCAAUGGGAACGUAAACGAAAACGCUUUGACAUGUCCAUGCAGCAAUUCCUCAACGAGUACUCCAAGAGCGAAGACAACAAGAAGGCCAAAUUCGAUUGGGCGGCUUAUCAAUACAAACGUACCGAUGAGCUGCCUCCGAGCUGCUGGCAGGGCAUCGAUUUUAAGCGUUUCGGAUUUGCCGAACAUCAGAACGAUUUCAGCUUGUGGCUGGGCUCUAAGCAUGCCAAUACACCCUGCCAUUAUGACACCUAUGGUAUCAAUAUAGUGGUCCAAGUGUACGGUAGUAAAUCCUGGUUGCUAUUCCCUCCAGAAACAGCGCUGCAAAGCACACGUAUUCCUUACGAAGAGUCCAGCGUCUACUGCUUAGAGAACUUCUAUGCUCCCGCUCCCAACAAGUUGAGCCACUACGAAAAGUUCCAAUCACAGGCCUAUCAUUGUGUGCUGAACGCUGGCGAUGUGUUGAUAGUGCCACGCCAUUGGUGGCACUAUGUGGAGGCAGACGAGAUGUCACUAAGCAUUAACUAUUGGGUGCCGCUUAAGACAGACUUGGAUUUCACACUGGACGAGUUGAUAGUGAAGCAUAUCAUCGAGAGCUUCGUCAAAGGCGAAAGUGAGCAGCUAAAGAAGUAUCUGUUGAAUCCCAACCAACUCGAGGAAAUUGUCGAGAAAGCCAGUUCGCUCUUCAGCCUCUUCGAGAGCGCCGUUCACAAUCAGACCACCGUAAGCAAACGCAAACUGUGGGAUGCCGAGUACAUGAAUCAAAACGAAGUUACCCAGGUCAUCAGUAGCAUUGGGAUACGAGUGCGAGCACUGGAUGUGAUGUCCAAGGAGGCAUAUAAUCUGCUGAUACAGAAUAAUUCUAUGCGACACGAAGCACCUAAAGACGCAGCACUCGCCACAAACAGCAAUUUAGAGAGCAACGUCAUUAGCUCAACGCUGGAACUACUUAUCAAUAGUAUGUGUGCACCACGCUGCAUUGCGGGCGUUAAACGGGAAUUGUUUCGAAGAUUGGGAAACAGUGGAAACUUAUAGCGCUAAAUGAACGGUACGUUUAUUUUGUGAUACGCAUAUGAGAUUAGA
This is a messenger RNA of Drosophila sulfurigaster albostrigata, 1391 nucleotides long. RefSeq names its product HSPB1-associated protein 1 (gene HSPBAP1). The record is from RefSeq and is a predicted model, not a curated record. The transcript has a single exon. Gene Ontology annotation, molecular function: 2-oxoglutarate-dependent dioxygenase activity. NCBI's taxonomy places the organism in Eukaryota, Metazoa, Arthropoda, Insecta, Diptera, Drosophilidae. Bases 132 to 1343 code for a protein of 403 amino acids.